AUGCCCCACACAAGUCACAGCAACGUUCACAAUCCGCACCACAACGCCUACGGCGACACCAUCAAGCUCGUCGGCAACACUGCCCAGCUUGGCAGCUGGGACCCAGCCAACGGCAUUGCGCUCUCUGCAGACGCAUACACAGCCGAGAACCCCGUCUGGACUGCCGCAAUAACACUCCCAGCCGACGGUACUGUGAGCUAUAAGUUCGUCAACGUGCAGCAGGAUGGGACUGUGGUGUGGGAGAGUGAUCCGAAUCGCAGUCUGACUUUGCCAGCUUGUGGUGACGGGAAUGUGAACGUGGAUACGACGUGGCAGGCAACGGGCUUCAUGGAGCGGCGGCGAGUUGGGGAGCUGUAG
Messenger RNA from Cyphellophora attinorum, 357 nucleotides. RefSeq names its product Glucoamylase I. The record is from RefSeq and is a predicted model, not a curated record. Gene Ontology annotation, cellular component: membrane. Lineage: Eukaryota; Fungi; Ascomycota; Eurotiomycetes; Chaetothyriales; Cyphellophoraceae. Gene Ontology annotation, molecular function: starch binding. The coding region runs from base 1 to 357 and encodes 118 amino acids. The transcript has a single exon.